Molecule: messenger RNA, 333 nt
Organism: Nilaparvata lugens (brown planthopper)
Lineage: Eukaryota; Metazoa; Arthropoda; Insecta; Hemiptera; Delphacidae
Exons: 2
Source: RefSeq, a predicted model, not a curated record
UAGAUAACUGGCAUGGCAUGGUCGACAAUUGGCAGAACAGCCAUUAUUCACACGGACGCUUUCAUAUUCAUGAGUGGUCUCGUAACUGCAAGAAGUUUUUUGAAUGAACUUAGCCGCAAAGGAAAACUGGACGUCAAAUCAAGAUUAAUCUCAAGAAUUUUCAGGCUGAGUCCCAACUUGAUGGCUGUAAUUCUGUUUGCCACUUGGAUAUUUCCGAACGUCAACUGGGGUCCGCUCUGGCCUCAAGUUGUCACAACACACUCCCAACUCUGUCGCAAAUAUUUCUGGCGAAAUAUGCUCUACAUUCACAAUUUCUUCCCCUUUGAAAAGAUG